CGAGCAUAUUUCUCUUCCUCACAUCAGUCACCAUUUCUCUUGUAGCCGAGAUUCACACAAUUCAUCUUACAAGUCCCAGUUGCAGAGAAAGCAAGUCAAAUAAACUAUGAUAUCAACACUCCAACCUCCACGCUCACUCUCCCACUUCCGCUCUAACCCCACCCUCCUCCUCCGCUACACCUCCCUUAAACCCCUCUCUUCCUUAUCCUCACAGCCCGUCACCCACUCCACCAUCACAGACCAAUCCCAAUCCCCAAACCCACCAUCACACUCCCAAAUCCUCUCCACCCGCCACUCCCUUCUCUCCCGCCACCUCACCGCCACCCAACUCGCCGAGUCCUUUCUCACUCGCCUCCGACUCACUGAGCCCCAUCUGCGCUCCUUUCUCCACGUGUCAGACUCGGUCCUGGCCCAAGCCCGUGAGCUUGACGAUAAGAUUCAGAGGAAUGAGGAGUUGGGUCCCUUGGCUGGGGUACUUGUUGCCAUCAAGGACAAUAUCUGUACGGCUGAAAUGCCCUCCACGGCUGGGUCUCGUGUUCUGGAAGGCUAUACGCCGCCGUAUGAUGCUACUGCCGUCAGGAAGAUUAAGGAGCUAGGUGGGAUUGUGGUGGGUAAGACCAAUUUGGAUGAGUUUGGCAUGGGCAGCACCACUGAAGCCUCUGCCUAUCAGGUGACUGCAAACCCAUGGGACAUUUCUCGGGUGCCUGGAGGGUCAUCGGGAGGCUCGGCUGCAGCUGUGUCUGCCAGGCAGUGUAUGGUGUCACUGGGAAGUGAUACUGGUGGAAGUGUGAGGCAGCCAGCAUCGUUUUGUGGUGUUGUUGGGUUGAAGCCCACGUAUGGGCGUGUCUCAAGAUUUGGACUUAUGGCAUAUGCAUCAUCGCUUGAUGUCAUUGGCUGCUUUGGUACGUCUGUUGCUGAUGCUGGGAUUCUUCUGCAUGCAAUUUCCGGCCAUGAUAGACUUGAUGCCACCAGUAGCAAGCGUGAGGUUCCCGACUUUUCAGCUCAGUUUGUUUCCAUGAAUUUGCUAGAAUCUAAACCUCUAAAAGGAUUGAGGAUUGGUCUGAUCCGUGAAACUCUCGAUGAUGGUGUUGAUACUGGAGUAACUUCGGCAGUCCGUACUGCUGCUUUGCACCUUGAAGAAUUAGGAUGCUGCGUAACAGAGGUCUCAUUACCAUCUUUCUCACUUGGGUUGCCAGCCUAUUACAUUCUUGCUUCAUCCGAGUCAUCUUCGAACUUAUCACGUUAUGAUGGUGUUAGGUAUGGAAACCGAGUUGCUGCUGAUGAGCUGAACUCACAAUACAUGGAUUCCCGAGCCAAGGGUUUUGGUUCUGAGGUCAAAAGGAGAAUUCUAACAGGAACAUAUGCCCUUUCAGCUGGUUAUUAUGAUGCAUAUUAUAAGCGCGCCCAGCAGGUGAGGACUGUAAUUCAGAAAAGCUUCAAGACAGCACUGGAUGAACAUGACAUCCUAAUUUCACCUGCUGCUCCAUCUGCUGCUUAUAAAAUUGGUGAAAAGAAAAAUGAUCCGUUAGCAAUGUAUGCGGGUGACAUAAUGACUGUCAAUGUUAACUUGGCAGGUCUACCUGCCAUGGUUUUGCCAUGUGGAUUUGUUGAAGGGGGGCCUGCAGGCCUUCCUGUUGGUCUUCAAAUGAUUGGUGCAGCAUUUGACGAGGGCAAAUUGCUCAAAGUGGCUCAUAUUUUUGAGCAGACACUGCAGAAUUGCAGAUUUGUUCCUCCAUUGAUAGCAGAUGAGGUUGCAUGAUAGCUAGCUACCAGAAUUGAUGGUUGGCGUGCUCAACUGAAAAUGGCGUUUGACACAUGUAAUCCAUUUUUUUAAAAUUGAUCAGCCUGACUUGUAACAAGUUCGAAAUUUUCCAAUUUUCUCAAAUUGAUCAAUGAACCAUUGAAUUAACUUUAUCAAUCACCAGUUAUUCUGUCACAGCUUUGUGCCAUAGCCCAAACAAUAUUCUGUACGAGCAGGUUUCUUUAUAGAGAACAUCAACAUCACUUGAGAAUGACAUCAGGCAUGUUCUUUGGAAGCUACUAAAUAUCAUCUUUUAUAUUGAAAUGUCCCCAA
Molecule: messenger RNA, 2074 nt
Organism: Prunus dulcis (almond)
Lineage: Eukaryota; Viridiplantae; Streptophyta; Magnoliopsida; Rosales; Rosaceae
Product: glutamyl-tRNA(Gln) amidotransferase subunit A, chloroplastic/mitochondrial-like
Exons: 10
Coding region: 107-1759 (550 amino acids)
Biological process (GO): translation
Cellular component (GO): glutamyl-tRNA(Gln) amidotransferase complex
Molecular function (GO): glutaminyl-tRNA synthase (glutamine-hydrolyzing) activity
Source: RefSeq, a predicted model, not a curated record